AAAGAUGUCACGAACACCAGACUUAUAGCGACACGCACCCAGAGGCCCUCUUUACUCCCAAACAUGAACUCCAGUCUGCACAGACAGCCGGAUGUUCCUCAAAAAGCCAGAUUUGACCGCUGGCUCGCGCCCGACCUUGUCUCCAGAUGAGGUCCUUCUAUUCGUACAGGAUGGGGUUGGGCUCUAUGAAGGAAAAUACAAGAUCGACUCUUGCCAGAAAGGACAUGCCUAUUUGACCUCCCAUCGCGCUUGUUAUGUCGACGAUGCAGAUCCUCGGGCCAAUUCAUGGGCCGUUGAUCUUAAAGAUGUUGAGAAACACGAGUUCCAGGCUGGGUUCCUCAAAUCCUCGCCGAAGGUCACCCUGUUUCCCAAGCCACCGAAACGAAGGUUUGGCUCGAUAAGCAGAGCUGGGCCGUCACAGUCCCCUAGCUUCCAGAGGGUGGCAUCUUCUUCAACUCCGUCAACACGCGCCUCCAGUCCGUUUCGUUCAUCAGCAAUCUCCCCUACUCCGACACCGCUGGUUAUAGGCACUUGGGUAUGCCCCAUCUGCUCUUUCUCUAAUCCUGUACCCUCCAAUUUUGAUCCUACAAUCGCAACCGAGUCUUUUCCCCUACCGCCUUGUUUGGCUUGCGGUAUCAAGCCACCCUUUUCACUUGUACUCAAAGCAGCUAUUGCUGCGAAUGCGAAGCGGAUCCCCGAAACCAGACCAGAGUCAAUCAACCUCACAGCCGACUCACAGACCCAGUCUUAUGGAGAUGAAGUCUCAUCGGAAAGCAUCACUUGUCCCCGGUGUACGUUUCACAAUCAUCCUUGGAUGCGCAUCUGUGAGCUAUGCUCUGCACCACUUCCGGUGCCAGACUCUAUACCUAGAAAGGCGCUUGAAGACUCGUUGGGUCGGUCUGAGUCACCAGGACCUGAAAUCUCCGGCCUUACGUUGGAGGAAGAGCAUGAGAGUCCAAGCGUCAAGUUUUCCUUUCGGAAUGGCGGUGACCGAGUUUUUUACGAGCGACUCAAAAAUGCAAUGAUACAGAGAAAGUGGUUGUUGCAGAAUGCGCCGCCCAUACCACGCCCUGACGCUGAGCGUGCGCCAACACCACUUGGUAGUACAAGCCCUGUGCCACCAUCUGAGUCUCGAGCAGUGGCCGUUGGUAUUGCCGGGCUUGAGCAACGUGGACUUCAAACUCGCAAGAACAACGAAGCGGUGCUGGGCAAUGCUUUUGAAGAUCUGGAGGCCUUGAUGGCGUCAGCCAAAGAUGUCGUUGCUCUGGCAGAGCGAUUUGCCCUAGAGUCAGGAUCACAGACUGGUGUUCCCAGUACCUCGUCCGACCCUCUUCUAUCCCAGUCGGCGGCAGCCCUUGGCAUGGUUGCAACGAAAGAUAUGAUCGGGGACAACUCCACUGCACUCUACAUUUCGGAACUGGCAAGAAAUCUAGCCGAAUAUGCUACGGACGACCGACAGGGAGUAUUACGACGUCAAGGUGGCACAAUGAGUCUGGUUGACCUGUGGGCAAUAUUCAACAGGAGUCAGAAUGGCGUGGAGCUAGUCAGCCCAUCUGAUUUUCACAAAGCGGCCGAAGCAUGGGAAAAGCUGGGCCUGCCUAUCAAACUCCGGCGUUUCAAGAGCGGCCUUUUGGUAGUGCAACAGCGCAAUGCAAGUGACGAGAAAACGAUCGGCCAGAUCAAGGCAUGGCUCGAUUCACUACGGCUUUCGACGGCUGCUACGUCGCCAGAGGCAUGGGACAGGUCAGUGUAUGGUAUUGGGGUAACAGCGCAGCAGGCAGCUGCGCAGUUUGGCUGGAGCCUUGGUGUUGCCGCUGAAGAACUUGAAAUGGCAGAGGAGAGAGGUGCCCUGUGUCGGGACGAAGGGGUGGAAGGCCUGAAGUUUUGGCUCAACUACCUGAUCGAAGAUGACUAGAUAGAUCUGUAUGAGGACAUUAGUAUCCAGUCUCCUUGUA
This is a messenger RNA of Cladophialophora immunda, 1955 nucleotides long. RefSeq lists its product as uncharacterized. Gene Ontology annotation, molecular function: phosphatidylinositol-3-phosphate binding; ubiquitin binding. Gene Ontology annotation, cellular component: late endosome membrane; ESCRT II complex. The transcript has 3 exons. Gene Ontology annotation, biological process: protein transport to vacuole involved in ubiquitin-dependent protein catabolic process via the multivesicular body sorting pathway. NCBI's taxonomy places the organism in Eukaryota, Fungi, Ascomycota, Eurotiomycetes, Chaetothyriales, Herpotrichiellaceae. The coding region runs from base 92 to 1915 and encodes 607 amino acids. The record is from RefSeq and is a predicted model, not a curated record.